Molecule: messenger RNA, 871 nt
Organism: Monopterus albus (swamp eel)
Lineage: Eukaryota; Metazoa; Chordata; Actinopteri; Synbranchiformes; Synbranchidae
Product: dual specificity phosphatase DUPD1-like
Exons: 3
Coding region: 102-764 (220 amino acids)
Biological process (GO): negative regulation of MAPK cascade; protein dephosphorylation
Cellular component (GO): cytoplasm
Molecular function (GO): MAP kinase phosphatase activity; protein tyrosine/serine/threonine phosphatase activity
Source: RefSeq, a predicted model, not a curated record
GUGAGUGUUAAAAGCUUGAAGCAGAUAACACUGUAAAGACGCUAUUUCCGUUUUUGAUCAAAUUCAGGGAUGUGUGUGUUUCUGUGCAACAGAGGUGAGACAUGUCCUUCUGUGUGGUGAAGUCCAGAAGUAAAAACCCAUACACGGCAGUGCAGGUAGACCCAGAGAGUGAUUACAUCACAACGGGAACAUUAGACCUUGAGCAGCUGUUCUGGACCGGCACCGGGGCUCAGUAUGAUCAUGUGAACCAGGUCUGGCCUGGUAUCUACAUUGGAGAUGAGAAAACAGCUCUAGAACGGUCUGGCCUGAGGGAUCUGGGUAUUACACAUGUCCUGAAUGCAGCAGAGGGGAAGUGGAAUAAUGUGUUGACUGGUGCCAAUUACUACAGAGACAUGGACAUCCAGUACUAUGGUGUAGAAGCUGAUGACAAACCCACCUUCAACAUGUCGCAGUACUUCAGCCCUGCAGCCCAGUUCAUCCAUGAGGCCCUCAGUUACCCACAGAACAAGGUGCUGGUGCACUGCGUGAUGGGGCGGAGCAGGUCUGCGACUCUGGUCUUGGCGUACUUGAUGUUGAAACAUAGUUUAACUGUGGUGGAUGCUAGUGAGCAUGUGCGGCAGCGCCGUUGUAUCUUGCCUAAUCAUGGCUUCAUAAAACAGCUGAGAGCCCUGGACAUCACACUACAAGAGGAGAAGCUGAGACAAAAAAGAGAGAUUCAAGAUGAACAGUACCUAAUAAAGAGAAAAUAUGACUGUUUACUGUAAGUUUUCAUCUCAGGUGCACAAUGUUCUUUGUCCAUCCAUCAUCUAUACCGCUUAUCCUAAUGAGGGUCACGGUGGGGGUGGAGCCUAUCCCACCCUGGACACACAGA